Messenger RNA from Lactuca sativa (garden lettuce), 2814 nucleotides. Its product is annotated as AUGMIN subunit 8. Gene Ontology annotation, cellular component: cytoplasm; nuclear microtubule. Gene Ontology annotation, biological process: spindle assembly. Gene Ontology annotation, molecular function: microtubule binding. The record is from RefSeq and is a predicted model, not a curated record. NCBI's taxonomy places the organism in Eukaryota, Viridiplantae, Streptophyta, Magnoliopsida, Asterales, Asteraceae.
UUUUGAACAAAGUCAAUAACUAUGAUAAGUAUCAAAAGAGUAUCAUAUAUGUAGCUUCUGAGUUUUGAAUAUGUAUGAUAUAGGGUUCAUACAUCUAUCAUUAAGUGGUAUUUGGUUAAAAGGUGUUCAUGUUGUUUCAUUUCAGCUUAAUCAAUCUCAAUAUGCAUUUCAUUAUGUAAUAAUGAGAUCUUUACCUAAAUAUCUUUUAGCCUUUAGUUAAUUAGGUUGAGUUUUAUAUUGAUAAAUAGUAUAUGUUUUGUGUCUGUGUGAACGGAUUCAGUGAAUUAAUCACAAGGAGGGACAAUGAUCCUGUUUGGCACAUGGUCCUCCAUGGAUGCUUCCAUAAUCCCAUCAUUACAUGCUUAUUAUUGACCAUAAUCUAAUAUUUACAGUUAACCUUUGACUGUAAAUGUAAAAAGUAAGCUUCUAAAGUUUAAAAAUCCAAAAUGUUGAUUGUAUUAAAUAAUCUUUACUCAGAUGUAGACAAACAAAGAAUAAAUAUAAAGUAUUAGACAAUCUGGUGGGAUUGUAUUUUUGUUCAUCAAUGUUUUCAAGAUUAUAUUGUGUGAAUUUCCGCCAUUACUCUGCAACUCCUUUUCCUUUCAGUCCUGUCGACCAUGGCAAAUCCGUGAAAGAGACAACAGGUGGCAGUUUUUGUGUUUUUUAGCAGGAUUCUUCUCAUAAUCUUAUCCUACGCACCCCUCCAUCUCAUCUCUUGUACCUAUCGCCUUCCCUUUCUUCCUACUGUUUCCAGUAUUCGAGUUAAAUGGGUUGCAUUCCUCCAAUCAAACAAACGCACUUUUCCCUUUUUUUUAUGAGCUGUAAGAGUAAGUGUAAGUUGAAAGGAUAGAACAGAAGAAGAAGAAGAAGAAAGCAAAUUCCAUCGUCUUUUCAAGAAAUUCGUGGAUUAUUUUUGGCAAAUGUGUUGUUCGUGUGAUAGAAGACAUCAAUGUGGUUGAAUUCGAAUAGAGUGGAUGGACGUAUGUGAAUCAAAUCAAGCAUCAGACACCCGAAAGAUCAAAAACAAUGGAAGAAUUCAUCGGGACGUUAAUUCAAGGUACAAAUCACCUACACCACGGCGUUUUCCUUCUCCAAACACCAAAACAACAGUCACAACUUCAACGUCAGCGCCGAUUUCAAAGAGAGCUGUAUCCGCCGGACGCAGACAACCGCCAGCGGCAGCAACACCACCGUCGCCGCCGUCCCCCUCCACCCCAGUUCACGAUACAUCUAUUUACACCGAACUCGCCGCAAGAAAGGCGACUGGUAGUAGUAAAUUGCCGGAGUCGUUAUGGCCUUCAAGAAUGCGAAGCCUAAAUGUUGCUUUCCAAUCAACAGCAUUUUCAAUGCCGAUUAGUAAGAAAGAGAAGCCUCCUCCUCAAGCCAUGUUUGAUCGGACAUUGAAGCCUUCGUCAAAUGUCGGCCAUAAACCGACUGUAACACCACCACAACCGACAUACCGGAAAGCUACGCCGGAGAGAAAUAGAAGUCCUCUCAAAGGCAAAAACACCAUCGAUCACUUAGAAAAUUCUAAACCUUUCGAUCGAUUUGAUCACCAUAGAUGGCCUAACAGAACCGGGUCUUCUAAUGUUUUAACCAAAAACAUCGACCCACCCGAUCAUGAACCCGUAACUCCAAAAUCCACAAACGGAAAUUCAAGAAAACCAUCGUCGCUUUCCUAUAAUCCACAAAGAAUAUCCAAUCUUUUUUCCGAAAAAAACUCAAUUCGAUCUCAGUCGCCAAAUAAGUCAUCUGGUAUCAUUUCACGAGGUGUCAGUCCAUCGCGAACAAGGGUUUUAAUUUCUCCACCACCACCACCACCACCCACCGCCGCUAGAGGCGCCAGUCCUAGUCGCGGCGUGACGUCAUCUACUCCUACUCCUUCCCCCCAAUUACGCAAUUCGAAUACAGUCUCUGUUCUCACAUUUAUCGCCGACAUUAAAAAGGGGAAAAAGGUUGCAAAUCGAAUAGAAGACGCUCAUAAUCUACGCCUACUUUACAACCGGCAAGUCCAGUGGCGUUUCGUUAACGCCGGCGCGGAAGCCACCUUAAAUUCUCAGAAACUAACGGCUGAGAGAUCUUUACUUAAUGCACAGAGAACAACGUCACGACUUCAAGAUUCAGUAACUGCAAAGAGGGUUAACAUCAACCAGAUGAAACUGCAGUUAAAGCUUUACUUGAUUUUAAUGACUCAAACUGGUUACUUAAAUCAAUGGUGUUCAAUUGAAAGAGACCAUAACUUUGCAUUACAUGGUGCUAUUGAAGAUCUAAAAGCAAGUACUUUACGCCUUCCUGUUACCGGAUGGGCAACGGCAAAUAUACAAAGUGUGAAGUCAGCGGUUUAUUCAGCUAUUCAAGUAAUGCAGUCGAUUGGAUCCUCCUUACAAUCUACACUAUCAAGAUUGGAGGGGACAAAUUGGGUGGUUUCUGAACUUGCAACUGUAGCAGCACAAGAAAGAGCUCUUCUUGAUCAAUGUGAAGCUUUAUUAACUUGUGCAUCUUCUCUGCAGGUAGAGGAAUACACCCUUAGGACACAUCUCAUACAGUUGAAACAAGAUUUGAAGAGUCUAUGAUUUCGCCCAUAAAUGACUCCAUCCAUGUUCUACACUAACUUCACUUUAUAUUCUUAAGAAAAAAAAGAAAAUACGUCAACGACAACAUAUAGUGUGUGUACAGUUUUCUUUUGUGUGUGUGUGUGAGUGCUUCUUUUUCUCCCAUCACUUUAGGAGAGGUGUUGGGGGUAAUUAUAGCAAAAAAAUGUUACCGGUUUAUGUAUCCAUAUCAAUGGUAAUGCAAUGGUUCUAGCUUUAUUCC